GACUCCGCGGCUGGAGAGGAGAGGAGAGGAGAGGAGAGCAGAGCCCCGAGCCGGAGACCCGAGCCGGAGACGCGCCGUCAGGACUCGCACGGUCGUGAUUUCUCAUCAUUAGUGGGUUCUCUAGCUCUCACCUGUGGAGUGGACAGCAGUGCCAGCGCGCGCUGGGUUAAUCUGGGUCACAGGUGAGCGGCUGCUGCUGGUCAGGAGGGGCUUUUUCACGCACUUCGGUCGAGCAGGCUGGACGUGGCUGCCGAGCAGGUGUUGUUCUCUCUUUCCUGGUUGGAUCGGCUGUCGCGCUGAGAUGGAAUGACAGCGGAGGGAAGCAGGUGAUCUGUGAUGCGGGGUGUGGAGGUGAAGCUGCUGCGUGCCUGUGAUUGUCACAAUGAGCUUCCCAGAAAGCAGAAAAUCGGCCUACCUGGACGAGGCCACCUAUGUUCUCCAGAUAUACCCAAGACUGUCCCUCAAAACGGCCCAGUGCUGCACCCUCAAUGUCCACAAGGAGGCCACUGCGGCCUGGGUCAUCCAGAUUGCUGCGGUCACGCUGGGCCUGGACAAGUCCAAGCCUUACCAGCUGGUGGAGGUCAGGGAGACCGGAGGGGAGGAGUGGGUCCUUCAAGCUAGCGACCGUCCUGUUGAGAGGUUGCUGCUAUGGCCGAGGAAAGUCCAAGACCAGCACCUUCAAAUCCACGGGUAUUAUUUCGCCCUCCAGUCAGGCGUUCCUGACGGGCCGAGCCAGUCCGAGCGCGUGUUGUACGUCCGUAGCUUUCUGAAGCCCCAGUCUGAGGACUGUAACGAUCUUUGCAGCCUGCCCGUGCUGACCGAGAAGAACAUCCUGGAGGCUCUUCGGCGCCGCUUUCUCAAGAACCAGAUCUACACCUACGCCAACAACAUCCUCAUAGCUGUCAACCCCUUCAAAUUCCUGCCCAUCUACAACCCCAAGUAUGUGGAGAUGUACGAGAACCACACACUGGGCAGGCUCAACCCACACGUCUUCGCCAUCGCCGACGCUGCCUUCCGCGCCAUGCUGAACAAGCGCCUCAACCAGUGCAUCGUCAUCUCCGGAGAAAGUGGCUCGGGGAAGACGCAGAGCACCAACUUCCUGAUCCACUGCCUGACCGCCUUCAGCCGGAAGGGCUGCACCAGCGGCGUGGAGAGGACCAUCCUGGGAGCCGGGCCGGUGCUGGAGGCCUUCGGAAACGCGAAAACGGCCUACAACAACAACUCCAGCCGCUUCGGGAAGUUUAUCCAGGUGAACUUUUUGGAGGGCGGCGUCGUCAGAGGAGCUACUAUAGAGAAGUACCUGCUGGAGAAGUGUCGCCUGGUGUCGAGGAAGAGCUGCGAGAGGAACUACCACGUCUUCUACUACCUGCUGGUUGGAGCGUCUGAUGAAGAGCGAGAGGAGUUCAAGCUGCAGGAGCCAGAAGAUUAUCACUACCUCAGACAGGAUAACCCUCAUUUGGAAGAUCAAGCUGAAAUCCAGUAUGAAUUUAAGAGGCUUCAUCAGGCCAUGGAGAUGGUGGGCUUUUUGCCUGCCACCAAGAAACAGAUCUUCUCCGUACUGUCCGCCAUUCUGUACCUGGGGAACCUGACGUACGAGGCGAAGGCUGACGGCGAGGGUCUGACGGUGGGGCCUGCGGACGUCCUGUCCACUCUCUCUGACCUCCUCAAGGUGAAGAAGGAGCCGCUGGUGGAGGCGCUGACCAAGAGGAGAGCCAUGACCGCCAACGACGUCCUGAUCCUGCCGUACACGCUCAGCGAGGCGAUCACGGCCCGAGACUCCAUGGCCAAGUCUCUGUACAGCUCGCUGUUCGACUGGAUCGUCCUGCGGAUCAACCACGCUCUGCUGAACAAGAGGGACAUGGAGGAGUCCGUCCCGUGUCUGUCCAUAGGAGUCCUGGACAUAUUUGGAUUUGAGGACUUCAGGACGAACAGCUUUGAGCAGUUCUGCAUUAACUACGCCAACGAGCAGCUGCAGCACUACUGCAAUCAGCACAUAUUCAGACUGGAGCAGGAGGAGUACGUGUCGGAGGGAAUCACCUGGAGCAACGUGGAAUACACCGAUAACAUCGGCUGCAUCAACCUGAUCAGCAAGAAGCCCACCGGCCUGCUGUACCUGCUGGACGAGGAGAGCAGCUUUCCUCACGCCACAGACAACACCCUGCUGGAGAAGUUCAAGCAGCAGCAUCAGGAGAACCUGUUCUUCGUGCCCACGCCGGUCAUGGAACCCGCUUUCGUCAUCCUCCACUACGCCGGCAAGGUCAAAUACCAGAUAAAGGACUUCAGGGCGAAGAACACUGACCACAUGCGGCCGGACAUGGUGGCUUUGCUGCGCAGCAGUGAGCGGGGCUACCUGAGGCAGCUGAUUGGCUCAGAUCCUGUGGCCGUGUUCCGCUGGGGCAUCCUGCGAGCCGUCGUACGGACAGUGGCCACUUUUAAAGAGGCUGGCCGCCGCUGGGUCACGGAACACCCAGGCUCCGUCAGGCGCUAUUCCCGACAUUCCCUGAGGGAAAUGAAGACACCCACUUCAGCCAUAGGCAGACUGAUGAGUCAGCAGUCUCUCAUCGACUUCUCCUUCGACCGCUCGGAAGAGAACCCUCUGGAGGUGUUCGAGGACAUCUUCGCGACGUUCGAGAGUAAAAAGGAAUUGCAUGCCAAAGUCCUGUGCACCAUUAAGCGGUUAGGCGGUGAAGUUCCUCAAAAGCUCCGUCUGUCCACCAUUUCUGUGAGGAAGUCACGGCAGUUCUUUCAGAAGAGCCGGACUAACAGACACAAGCAGCUCAUUCCUAAGAACCUGAUCGACUCUCGCGCUCUGAAGCUCAUUGUGGAUCUCAACCUGCAUAAUCGAGACACCAGGUCUCUCCUGCACCUCCACAAGAAGAAGAAGCCUCCCAGCAUCAGUGCCCAGUUUCAGACGUCUCUGGUCAGGCUGCUGGACACGCUGAAGAAAGCAGAGCCGUUCUUCGUCCGCUGCAUCAGGUCCAACGCAGAGAAGAGGGAAAUGCAGUUCGAUGAAGAUCUCGUCCUGAAGCAGCUGAGGUACACAGGUAUGCUGGAGACGGUUCGCAUCAAGAGGUCAGGAUACGGAGCCAAGUACACCUUCAAGGAGUUCACAGAUGAGUUUAGGGUUCUGCUGCCGAAAAAUCCCUCCACACCCCAGAAGGACAUCACUAACCUGCUGCGGAGAACCGGCCUAGACGACUCCAGCUUCCAGAUCGGCAAGACCAAGGUGUUUCUGAAGGAGGUGGACAGGCAGAAGCUCCAGGAAACCCUCCACAGGGAAGUGAUGCACCGGAUCCUCCUCCUGCAGAGAUGGUUCCGCGCCUGUCUGACCAGGAAGCACUUCCUGAUGAAGAGGAAAGCCAUCAUAACCCUACAGCGAUCCUGGCGUGGUUACCAUGAGUCAACGUGCUUCAGGGCAGCCUCAGUGAUCCAGGCGGCCUGGAGACAGUCUCAUCGGAGAAACGAAUACCUCCGCCAGAGAGAGAGCCUCCGGAAGCUGCAGCAGCUGCAGAAGACCUCCGAACGCAGGAGGCGUGCGGAGGAGGCCAGGCUGAGUGGGGCGGAAUCCGCUAAGGGCAGCCCAGGGGCAGAGGAGAGGAAGGGGGAGGCAUCGCUGACCCCUGGUGGUAAAACAAAGCCUCUGCCCCCACUGCCCAACCAGGCCGUCUCACCAGGUAACAAGAGCGUGGAGGAGAAGAGCAGCCACGUCUCCACCAGCGCUGAGGAUCCUUCAGGGAAAUUCAAUGGUCAAGAACAAGCUAGCGUCCCAGGCCAGAGGGCGAGAGGAGAGAAAGAAAGAAGAGAUAAAGAGAACGAGUCUCCCUCUCCAGCCCCAACUCGUCCAGGCACUCUGGAUCUGAGCAGUGGCCCGAAGUUGGCCCAGCCGGUUCAGGACGACUCCUCCAACACAGCGCCUCUCCAGCGCUACUCCAAACCGUCCACCAUGAAGGAGAAGGUGGAGAAGUGGAAGGAGAGACGGAGCGAGAUUUUGCCGCCUGACAGAUCCAGUUUGAAGGACCAACAGCUGGAAAACCAGAAGUUGAAGAGCUUAAAGAGUCGAGGGAUCUCCAUGUCCUUGGACAACCUGUCCAAGUUCAGCUCCUCUGAGUCAGACAGCUCCCCUCCGACUAAGAACGAGGUGAAGAAACGUAGCCGCAGGCGCUUAAGGCACAAGCGGCGUCUGGCCCGCCCCCGCAGCAGCCUGAUGCUAAAGGGCAUGGAGGACGCAGACCCGGAUUACUGGAGCUUCCCCCUGCCCCCCCUCAGCCCCUCUGAGCCCUUCAGAACCAGCGACCCCGCCGGGCUACAUGAAGCCCAGACGCCUAUAGAAGCACACGGCUCAACGAUCAGUAAGAGAAGCAGCAUGUUGCUGCCCGCUCAGCAGGUCACUCCAGAGAAAACGACAUUUUUUGCCAAGUUUUUGCCGAAAGGUCAGAAGAAGCGCCUGACGCCUCAGGAUGGGAGCGUUACGAUGGCGAGGACGCUCGCUGAGAGAGAUGCAGGAGAUGGAAGCCCCUGCUCGUACUAUCCCAAUCCCACCAUGGUGUCCACUCUGCCCAACCGCAAACACCGCAACCCCACCAUCCGGAUCAGCCGGGGGACGCGCGUUCAGGACCAGUUUGACGCCUUUCUGGACCGACAGAUAACGGACUCUGACGAGCUUCGCCACCUGGACGAGUACCUGGGAAAUCAGAUGAAUGAUCUCCACUCACAAGCGAAGGUUCGCUCAGAGACAGAAGAGAUUUUCCUCAAAGCUACCACGCAGUUCAGAGAUACCAUCAAAAGCAUGUACUCCGUGUCCAACCCCCAGGUUAGCUAUAAAGGGCUGCUGCAGGGUUACAAGAGCAAAGUGACCAACCUGGCCGGGCAGAAGAAGAAGGACGAAGUGCCCAUGGUGGUGAACCUGUUCCAGUCUGUUUUGGAUAACUUUAUCAGGGCGGAGAUCAAAAAAGCCUCUUUAGAAAGAGCCUCUUCAGAUCCUGCAAAGCCCACGAAAAAGAUCAAGAGGACAAACGAUAAGUGUCCGGACAGUCCGCUGGACCACUGCUUCAGCACCUAUCAGGUGAACAUCUACCAGUCGUGCGACCUGUGCAGCUCUUAUAUCUGGGGCAUGGAGAAGGCCUGCAUGUGCAGCUCCUGUAAGAUGGUGUGCCAUAAGAAGUGUCUCAGUAAAAUAGUCCUGUUCUGCUCUAAACACGUCUACAGGAAGAUUGAGUCAGGUAAAAGCACCGCCCACUUCGGCGUGCACGUGAGCUCACUGACCAGUAAUCAGACGCCAGUGCCGGUUGUCAUGGAGAUGAUGCUGUCCUAUGUGGAGCUGCAUGGGCUUUACACUGAGGGCAUCUAUCGCAAGUCCGGAUCAGCCUGCAAGGCCAAAGAGCUCCAUCAGCUGCUGGAGACCGACCCCAAGAGUGAGUGUCUCAAUAACUACCCCAUUCACACGGUCACUGGCCUGAUUAAAUGCUGGUUACGGGAGUUACCAGAGCCCCUUAUGACCUUCAGCCUCUACAAUGACUUCCUGUACGCCGCUGACUUGCCGGAGAAAUCGGAGAGACUGAGGGCGAUCUACAGAAAAGUCGAGGAUCUUCCUGCUCCAAACUACAACACGCUCGAGCGGCUCAUCUUUCACCUGGUCAGAGUGGCGAAGGAAGAAGCUCAUAACCGAAUGUCUGCGAACUCUCUGGCCAUUGUGUUUGCUCCAUGUGUUCUACGCUGCCCAGAUGUGUCCGAUCCGUUACUGAGCAUGAAGGACCUGCCCAGGACCACACUGUGUUUGGAGAUUCUGAUCAUGGAGCAGACCAGACGGUACGAGGAGAAGAUGAAGGAGAUCCAGCAGCUAGAGCACGCCGAGGCACUGGCCAUCAAACAGCUCACACUGCAGAGGAAGAACACGAUUCUGGAGAACCCGAGGAGUGAACUGGACUCUUCUCCCAUGGACAGUUUGGGCACUGAGGUGGAGAAGACCCUGAGAGAGCGGAUUAAAUCUAUAAAGCUGGUGAAGGAUAAUCUGGCCCGCAGGCUGCCCGAGCUGGACCAGGACGCUUCAGACAACGAGACGCUGGACACUGAGUCCAUGAUCAGCUUGGAGUGCUCCCUGGACGACCACUUUGUGAGCUCGGUCUCGGAAGGCCUGAAGAGCGCGGCUUUACGGAGCGGGAGGCCAGAGGGACCGAGCAGGACGGACACUGAGGAGGAGAAGCAAGAACACGGACAGGGAGAGCGCAUCACGUGUGCUGACCAGACCCGAGUCCGGCCGCUGUCGUCCGUCCACUCUGCAGUCAGGCAGGGUUCAGGCUCCAAAAUCAGCGGGAACUUCUCCGACCUCGACAUCCCGUUCAUAGACGAGGAUCUUUAACCCAGAAUACUAACACUGAGCCUUAAAGGGCCCAUUCCACGGAAAACUGAACUUUCUCACUGUCUUUUUAAAUGAUAUAUAUAUGCUGCCUGUUUUCUCUUCACUGUUUUUGUGAUGUCACAAAACCCAGCAUAUUUACCCCCCCCCCCACUUAUCCAGCCUACAGCAGUUUAGCUCACACUGAGGUCACAGUAGGAGCGUUUUAUUCCGGACCCGCUUCACAAGUGAGGUCUGAUCGGCAGCCAAUCAGCGUGGAGCUCAUUUACAUAUAGUCUUGUGCGAAAGUUUGGGCGCCCUGGUUGAAUGUGUUUUUUUUGUACGUGUUGUGGAAAAAAAAAAAAGUAAACCCUCUGCACAUUUUAACGCUCAACCACUGUUUAUUUACUGGCUUGGACAUGUUUGGGAGGAAAACUAAAGCAUAAAAUAUUAAUGUUACACUUUAUUUUGUUUUAUUUUUAUUCCAGUAUGUUAAAUUAGCUAAAAAUGCCACAUUUAGAGUGAAGGGUAACGAUGAGGCUGUGUAUAAAGGUGUAGUAACAGAAACCGUCUGUUCAUUCUCUAAAAAAAGAUAAAAAUGAGUUAUGACUGUUUUUGAGAACACAAACUCAAAACAUUAGGAGUGGUUGGAAUUACAAAACAGGACGUUUACAUAUGGGAGAAAUGCAGGAUGUGGGGCCUAAAAGGAGAAGAUGCUGCUGCUGAAACGAUGCAUGGAUAAAAAAGAGAAAGACGAUACCUCUCUUACCAUUUGCAUCUGUUUUACUGUAGGUGGCGCUGUCGGGGGGGGAAGCAGCGAGGCCAUUUGAAGUCAGGUUGCGUUGGGCGAAGCCGUGAAACCACGCGAUUUGGCAAUCAUGGAUUUUGUAAGCAGAUUCCAGAAUCUGGGGAUUUUGUAAGACUCUGCCUUCGUAGUUUAACACUGUGCCUUUACUCACUCCCACUAAACUGCAUUCAGAAUAUAAUAAUACAGCCUGUAUUAUCUGUGCGUGGACUUACUGCCUUAAUAUUCACCUCUUCAGUGAAAAGGGAAGCGUGUGGGAGGCGUGCAGACGAGACACAAGGCACAUUCACAGCAUUACAGUAAUCGCAGCCGCUGCGAAUCAGGGAAACAAUACUGUACAGAGAAAAAGGUCCAUCAGUUAAACACUUACAGGCCGAUUAGGGAGCGUAGUAGAUUCCUGCAUCACAGCCUGUAGAUGAUGGUGAUCUCUGGCCCACUGUCGCAUGAAUUCCAUACUCAAAUGAUUGUAAAUAGCUGUGUUUUUUAAAGCUGUGAUCUGUCACCUGUUCAUAGGCGCUGCUCUGCUUGCUCGCUCGACAUGUUCUGGAAUCUGCGUCGUUACUUCUCAAUCUCUGAGAGUAGAUCAUAGAUAGUCAUGUUCCCGUUGCUGAUACUGACUGUUCUCCCUAGAAGGUUUAACCCAGAGCCUCUUCUGCACGACCUGCGGUUCCUCUUAAUGCGCUGAGGUUUCAUUAAAAAAGUUGAUCCUGUCACCUGGAAAAGUUGCUGUAUGUUGUUUUAUGGAAAAUAAAACCAAAAACGCCUCAAUCUCAUCUGCAACACAGACAUAGACACUUUAUUCACCAUCCAGAACCACCAGAGAACCUACACGAGUCUUCUGAGCUUAUCUGGAGUGUUGAUGAUGGAAAAUGGUGCUGGAAUGAAGAAGAGAGGACCAAAGAAACCCUGAAGGACCUGAGGAGAUCGUCCAGCUUUGUGGGAGAAGACUGCUCACAGUUUUCGUGGCGAACGGAGGGCAAAAAGCAACAAAUGCAGGGGUGCCAAUAAUUAUGAAAUUUCAGAACAGUGACAUUUUUAAAUUAUUUCUUUUCUUUACAUGAUUUAAUCUCAUUAAACGGUUAAUUUCAUGCA
This is a messenger RNA of Pygocentrus nattereri (red-bellied piranha), 8228 nucleotides long. It is a transcript of the gene myo9b, whose product is annotated as myosin IXb. Lineage: Eukaryota; Metazoa; Chordata; Actinopteri; Characiformes; Serrasalmidae. Gene Ontology annotation, molecular function: GTPase activator activity; microfilament motor activity; protein binding. The record is from RefSeq and is a predicted model, not a curated record. Gene Ontology annotation, biological process: intracellular signal transduction. The transcript is spliced from 42 exons. Gene Ontology annotation, cellular component: myosin complex. The coding region runs from base 383 to 6355 and encodes 1990 amino acids.